UCGCUGGAACACGAUGAACAACAAUAGCAGCAGGGGAACUGGAGCCGAGGCCACCCAUCCUGACGCUCGGCCCGGUGGACCACCCCUCCUGAACAUGAACCACUAUGCCAAUAAGAAGAGUGCAGCUGAGAGCAUGCUGGAUUUGGCUCUGCUGAUGGCCAAUGCCUCCCAGCUUAAAGCCGUGAUGGAGCGGGGGCCAAACAUCUCCUUUUACACCCCCGUUGUUGUCCUUAUCGCCAUCUCUCUUUGUCUGCAGGUCACGGUUGGGAUCCUGUUAAUCUUCACAGUGCGAUGGAACCUCAACGAUGAGCAAAAACACAGCCGGCUGAACUUAAUGGAGGACCUGGCCACGGGCCUGGUUUUUAUCAUCGUGGUUGUCAACAUCUUCAUCACCGCCCUGGGAAUCCAUCAACCGAAAUAAUGGGCAAGCUGACGUACACGUCCUCGGCGUGGAUGUGAAGAGCUCUGUAGAACUCGUGGCAUGCGUCGUCACCUUUCCCGUGCAGGUCCUUCAGCAGCUCGACUAGCCGCGCUUUGGUUGGGAUUCUCAGGCUUCUGAACUGCAGAGAGA
This is a messenger RNA of Fundulus heteroclitus (mummichog), 571 nucleotides long. Its product is annotated as ninjurin-1-like. Gene Ontology annotation, biological process: tissue regeneration; cell adhesion. NCBI's taxonomy places the organism in Eukaryota, Metazoa, Chordata, Actinopteri, Cyprinodontiformes, Fundulidae. Gene Ontology annotation, cellular component: membrane. Bases 14 to 421 code for a protein of 135 amino acids. The transcript is spliced from 4 exons. The record is from RefSeq and is a predicted model, not a curated record.